Cylicocyclus nassatus is the source of this 360-nucleotide messenger RNA. The record is from the annotation of a GenBank genome assembly. NCBI's taxonomy places the organism in Eukaryota, Metazoa, Nematoda, Chromadorea, Rhabditida, Strongylidae.
AUGAGUUAUCAAGUACUCCUGAAUGUGCGCGGGGAAAGAUAUCUAACUACCACGAAAACGCUUAGAAAUUGUCCGGAUACGAAUGACAAAAGUCUUUUCCUGAAGCUUUCUAUUCCGCGCACGGGAGAGCUCUAUCUCGAUAGAGAUCCAGAACUUUUUCAAUGUAUUUUCCUUUAUUUGCUGGAUGGAAAACUUGUGUUGCGAUACUACGACGACCUCUUAAUCGAAAUGCUUCAAGAAGAAGCAGAGUAUUUUGGUUUGCCUAGUUUGGCGCACAAAUUGAGCAAAUUGAAGCCAUUCCAAGGGGUUUCUAGGCUGUACAAGAAUGUGGUGGCACCGGUUUUAUCUUUUGGAAUUUAA